AUGUUCGACAGCGACAAAGCCCUCGGCCCCUUGCUGGUCGCGCUGAGCAGCGGCAUCUUCAGCUUCCUCGCUUGGAAGCUACCGCGUAAUAGCGGAUCGUACCAAGUGGGCUUCCGCUCGGGAUACGAACAAAACCUCUCCCCGGCGGCGAAGCUCUACAUCGGGGCCGCUGCUCUACUCCUGAUGAACGUCCCAUACAGUCUCUUUUGCCUCGAGCCGAUCAAUCAGAAGCUCGAGGCCAAAGCUACCGAGUUCGAGGAAGUCGUGUAUUCCAAAGCCGACGAGGCCGAGAUGAAGCGCGAGGAUACGACGCACUACCUGGUCGACCGAUGGGCCGUUGUGAACUUGGGGCGGUCCGUGCUGAGCGGUGCUGCGGCGGUGCUGGCGACUUUGGCCGCCUUCACUCCGCCGACACUGACGGACCGCUAUGGGAGGAACUUUAGCACGCUGUAG
Molecule: messenger RNA, 453 nt
Organism: Saxophila tyrrhenica
Lineage: Eukaryota; Fungi; Ascomycota; Dothideomycetes; Mycosphaerellales; Extremaceae
Exons: 2
Coding region: 1-453 (150 amino acids)
Source: RefSeq, a predicted model, not a curated record